AUGCUGAGUCCUCCGCCAUUCAUGAAAGCCUGCAACGAAACUCAUGCUUCCAGAGAAUGCAUCAAGGGGAGAAUGCAAACUGUGGUCGUCUCCGUCCUGAGGACACAUUUGCUCUCCAGGAUCACAGCAGCAAUAGUGCUGCUUCUUGUAAUGCUCCCUUAUAGUGUGGGCAAGGUGCAUUCUAUUAAUUGCAGCAUAUAUGACGAUCCUCUGCCUAUACCUCACAAAUAUUAUCAGCCGGGUGAUUUUGUCAUCGGAGAGAUUGUUUCUCAGGUCUUCCUCUUUCAAGACAGUCCCUCGUUCACAGAAGUGCCCACGCAGAUGUCCAUUGGUGAACCUGUAGAACCCCCAAAUCCUACCCAACAUCUCUUUGGGCUUCCACAUCCUCAAUGGCUACUAUGUGGCAAGGACGACAUACAAAGCCAGCCUGAGCCUCCUUUCCACACAACACAGCUGCAUAACUAUAUAGGGAGCAUCUUGUUCAACAACAGCGUCGGUGAGAGUGUAGCUUUUGAUGAAAAUGGAGAACUGAUUGCAGAUUUUGAUGUUACAAACUGGGUCACGUUCCCCAACGGCUCAUUCGUUAGAGUAAAAGUUGGAAGAUUGGCUCCUCGGGAUCCUUCAGGCAAAGAGUUAACAAUUAAUGAUGAGCAAAUUGAGUGGCAUAGAAGUUUUAACCAGGUGGUGCCCCUUUCUGUGUGCAAUGACUACUGCUAUCCUGGCUACAGCAGGAGAAAAAAGGAAGGGGAGAAAUUUUGUUGCUAUGAUUGUGCUCCAUGUCCUGAAGGGUUGAUCUCUCACCAGAUGGACAUGGCUGCUUGUGUCAAAUGUCUGGAAGAGGAGUACCCAAAUAAAGACCAAAAUCAGUGCAUUCCCAAGGUGUCCAGCUACCUCUCCUACAAAGAACCUCUAGGAAUCACUCUGGCCAUCUUGGUUGUUUCUUUCUCUUUGAUUACAACCUCAGUACUUGGGAUUUUCAUGAAGCACAGGGACACUCCCAUAGUCAAAGCCAACAACCGGACCCUCACUUACCUCCUCCUCAUUUCCCUCCUGCUUUGCUUCCUCUGCUCCUUCCUCUUCAUUGGGCAGCCUGGAAAGGCAACCUGCCUUCUCCGACAAACGGCUUUUGGCAUGAUCUUCUCUCUGUCCCUUUCCUCUGUUUUGGCAAAAACCAUCACGGUGAUUCUGGCAUUCAUGGCCACAAAACCAGGAUCCAGAAUGAGACAGUGGCUGGGGAAAGGACUGGCCAAUUCCAUUGUCCUUUCUGGUUUAUUUAUUCAAGCAAACAUUUGCAUAAUUUGGCUGAUUACUUCUCCUCCGUUCCCAGAUGAGGACAUGAACUCCCUGAAAGAGGAAAUCAUCGUGCAAUGUAAUGAGGGAUCAGCUUCCAUGUUUUACUGUGUCUUGGGAUACAUGGGCUUCCUGGGCAUUGCCAGUUUCACAGUGGCUUACUUUGCCAGGAAGUUGCCUGACAGUUUCAAUGAAGCCAAGUUCAUCACUUUCAGCAUGCUGGUGUUUUGCAGUGUUUGGUUGUCCUUUAUUCCAACGUACCUGAGCACCAAAGGGAAAUACAUGGUGGCUGUGGAGAUCUUCUCCAUCUUAUGCUCCAGUGCUGGAUUGCUGGGUUGCAUUUUUUCCCCCAAAUGCUACAUCAUUAUCUUAAGACCUGAGCUGAACAACAAGGAACAUUUGACAAGGAGAGAAAAGUAAAGAAUUUAAGCUUAUAAAUUUUUGCUGCUUCAUGUGAAGCUUGUGGUCCACCAAGACCCCUGGAUCCUUUUCACAUCUACUGCUAGUAAGCCAGGUGUUCCCCAUCCUAUAUUUGUGCAUCUGAUUCUUCCUGCCUAAAUGCAGAACCUGGCAUUUGUCAAUAUUGAAAUUCAUCUUGUUAGCUUGUGCUGAGUUCUCCAAUCUCUUCAGGUUAUUUUGAAUUCUGAUUCUGUCCUCUGCGGCAUUAGCUACCCCUCCCAGCUUGGUGUCAUCUGCAAAUUUGAUGAGCCUCCCUUCAAUUCCUUCAUCCAAGUCAUUCAUAAAGGCGUUGAACAACAACAGGCCCAGGACAGAAACCUGUGGCAACCCACUUAUCACGUUUUUUCUAGGAUGAUGAGGAACCAUUAAUGAGUUGGGUUUGCGUUCCGUCAGUCAACCAGCUACAAAUCCACCUAACAGUUACCUCAUUCA
Molecule: messenger RNA, 2181 nt
Organism: Podarcis muralis (Common wall lizard)
Lineage: Eukaryota; Metazoa; Chordata; Lepidosauria; Squamata; Lacertidae
Product: vomeronasal type-2 receptor 26-like
Biological process (GO): G protein-coupled receptor signaling pathway
Cellular component (GO): plasma membrane
Molecular function (GO): G protein-coupled receptor activity
Source: RefSeq, a predicted model, not a curated record